AGAAGUUAGGUGUAGCCACACUUGUCCAGCAUCUACUUUGUACCAAACACGUAUGUGUUUGUUGUGUUUCUGCUUAUGUGUAUAUAUUUUCUUCCUCGGACUUUGAAGGUGACUUACAUAAUUCGUGUUCAUUGACCGGAGAAUCUUGACAGUGAAAGCGUCUCAUUGUAGUGAUGAGCUACAGCCCCGGGAUGUUCAAGAGCUGCUCUGGCUUUUCUGGACUCUGUGCUUCGCCAAUAGAGGAAGCCCAUGGAGCGCUAAUUAGUUCUUGCAAUUACGGAACCAUGACUGAUGGGUUGGUGACUUUCAGUGAUGUGGCCAUCCACUUCUCCCAGGAAGAGUGGGAGUGCCUGAGCCCUACUCAGAGGGACUUAUACAUGGAUGUGAUGUUGGAGAACUACAGUAACUUGAUUUCACUGGGGAUCAAAUCCGAAACCUGGGCAUGUGCCCUCCAUACCAGCCAGGGCACAGAUUUGGAGUCAACAUAUGAAACUGAAAAUAACUUUUCAGGAAAGAACGUUUCUGAAAUAAGUUUUUCCCAAUGGGCAGUAAAGGAAAGAACUAAAACCCUUGAUCUUGAGGCAUCCAUUUCCGAAAAUAAUUGGAAGUGCAAAAGCAAAUGUGAUGAGCUACAGGAACAUCAAGAGGAAUACUUCAGUCAAAUGAUAAUCAGCUAUGAAAAGCCCACUUACCAAAAAAGUAAAUCUCUUAUUGCACAUCAAAGACUUAAUCCAGAGAAACCCGACAUUUGUAAGGAAUUUGGGAAGACUUGUAGUCAUGGUUCAAAACUUGUUCAACAGGAGAGAACUCAUACAGCUGAAAAACACUUUGAAUGUAAAGACUGUGGUAAGGACUUUUUUAGUGCCUAUCAACUCACUGUGCAUCAGAGAUUUCAUACUGGUGAGAAACCCUACAAAUGUAAGGAAUGUGGGAAGACUUUUAGUUGGGGAUCAAGUCUUGUUAAACAUGAGAGAAUCCAUAGUGGUGAGAAGCCCUAUGAAUGUAAAGAAUGUGGAAAGGCCUUUAGUCGUGGCUACCACCUUACUCAACAUCAGAAAAUUCACAUUGGUGUGAAAUCUUAUGAAUGUAAGGAAUGUGGAAAGGCCUUUUUUUGGGCCUCAAGCCUUGCUAAACACGAGAUAAUUCAUUCAGGUGAGAAACCUUAUAAAUGUGAAGAAUGUGGGAAAGCAUUCAGUCGUGGCUAUCAACUUACGCAGCAUCAGAAAAUCCAUACUGGUAAGAAACCUUAUGAAUGUAAAGUAUGUGGAAAGGCUUUCUGUUGGGGUUAUCAACUUACUCGACAUCAGAUAUUCCAUACUGGCAAGAAACCCUACGAAUGUAAGGAAUGUGGGAAGUGCUUUAAUUGUGGUUCAAGUCUUGUUCAACAUGAGAGAAUUCAUACAGGUGAGAAACCCUAUGAAUGUAAAGAUUGUGGAAAGGCUUUUAGUCGUGGCUAUCACCUUGCUCAACAUCAAAAAAUUCAUACUGGUGAGAAACCUUUUGAAUGUAAGGAAUGUGGGAAAGCCUUUAGUUGGGGUUCAAGCCUUGUUAAACAUGAGAGAGUCCAUACUGGUGAGAAAUCCUAUAAAUGUAAAGACUGUGGAAAAGUCUUUGGUAAUUUGUAUCAACUUGCUCGACAUCAGAUACUUCAUACUGGAGAGAAACCCUAUGAUUGUAAGGAAUGUGGGAAGACCUUUCAUUAUGCUUCAAGUCUUGCUCAACAUGAGAGAAUUCAUACUGAUGAGAAACCCUAUGCAUGUAAAGAAUGUGGAAAGGCCUUUAGUCGUGGCUACCACCUUACUCAACAUCAGAAAAUUCACAUUGGUGUGAAAUCUUAUGAAUGUAAGGAAUGUGGAAAGGCCUUUUUUUGGGCCUCAAGCCUUGCUAAACACGAGAUAAUUCAUUCAGGUGAGAAACCUUAUAAAUGUGAAGAAUGUGGGAAAGCAUUCAGUCGUGGCUAUCAACUUACGCAGCAUCAGAAAAUCCAUACUGGUAAGAAACCUUAUGAAUGUAAAGUAUGUGGAAAGGCUUUCUGUUGGGGUUAUCAACUUACUCGACAUCAGAUAUUCCAUACUGGCAAGAAACCCUACGAAUGUAAGGAAUGUGGGAAGAGCUUUAAUUGUGGUUCAAGUCUUGUUCAACAUGAGAGAAUUCAUACAGGUGAGAAACCCUAUGAAUGUAAAGAUUGCGGUAAGGCUUUUAGUCGUAGCCGGCAAGAGGUCACAGCCCCCACCCGGUGCCACAGGAGAUUGGUCGCCUCCACCUACCCCCAGAUCCCUGUCCCAGCCCAGGUCCCAAGCCCUAAUCAGGCGAUCAGGGCCUGCCGGCUGAUGGUCACCAUCUGCAGGGGCGAUUGGUCAGGGAUGGGCCCCCCGCUUGGCUCCCUCAGCACCUGA
Messenger RNA from Myotis davidii, 2396 nucleotides. It is a transcript of the gene ZNF283, whose product is annotated as zinc finger protein 283. The record is from RefSeq and is a predicted model, not a curated record. Lineage: Eukaryota; Metazoa; Chordata; Mammalia; Chiroptera; Vespertilionidae. Gene Ontology annotation, molecular function: DNA-binding transcription factor activity, RNA polymerase II-specific; RNA polymerase II cis-regulatory region sequence-specific DNA binding. Bases 174 to 2396 code for a protein of 740 amino acids. The transcript has 7 exons. Gene Ontology annotation, biological process: regulation of transcription by RNA polymerase II.